GCGUCAAGAUGGCCGCCACCAGCUGGGCAGGGGUCUGGCUCCCAUCCCGCGGCCGCCUUCCCGCCAGGCGCCCGCUGCUGCGAGUUGCUCUCUGCCUCCUGUGCUGGGGCCCGGCGGCUGUGGGCGCCGUCCCCGAGCUCGGGCUCUGGGCAGCGACGAUCAAUGACAAAUCAGGACCUUUGAUAUUUAGGAAAACUAUGUUUAACUCUACUGAGAUCAAGUUUUCUGUUAAGUCAUUCAGUUGCUCUGGGCCUGUGAAGUUUACCAUAGUGUGGCUUUUGGAACAUCAUACCUGUUACAAUGAAUAUCCUAAGCUGGAAGAGCUGUCACAAAAACAUGAACUUAGUGUCAGUGAAGACUUUUGUGGUCAUUAUUUCAAGAACAGCGAAUGUUGGACAACAAAACAUGAAAACUUAGAUUGCAACAGUGGUUUACAGCUGUUUACCUCAUUGAAUAAUAAAGAACUAACAACAAAUACCGGAAAUGUUACAAACCAGGAAGGGUCAGAUGUUGUAGCCAAAACACAGAGAGAUGGGUUUCAUAUCUUUAUUGUUUCUAUUAAAACAGAAAAAACAGAUGCAAGCUGGAAUUUGAAUGUUUCUCUUUCUAUGAUGGGGCCUCAUGGAUAUAUCUCUGCAUCAGAUUGGCCUCUGAUGAUUUUCUACAUGGUGAUGUGUAUCGUUUAUAUCUUAUAUGGCAUACUCUGGCUGAUGUGGUCUGCCUGCUAUUGGAAAGAUAUAUUAAGAAUCCAGUUCUGGAUUGCAGCUGUUAUUUUCCUGGGAAUGCUUGAAAAAGCAGUUUUUUAUGCUGAAUACCAAAACAUCAACAGCACUGGGUUAUCAACCCAGCGUUUACUGAUCUUUGCGGAGUUGAUAUCUGCGAUUAAGAGGACGCUGGCUCGCCUCCUGGUGAUCAUUGUGAGCUUGGGAUACGGCAUUGUGAAGCCUCGUCUAGGAACAGUCAUGCACCGGGUCAUCGGACUGGGGAUCCUUUACUUUAUCUUUGCGGCUACUGAAGGCGUGUUAAGAGUCAUUGGGGGUUCUAACCAUUUAGCUGUUGUAUUUGGUGACAUUAUUUUAGCCGUUAUUGACUCCAUUUUUGUAUGGUUCAUUUUUAUAAGUUUGGCACAAACUAUGAAGACUCUAAGGCUAAGAAAGAACACAGUGAAAUUUUCUUUGUACAGGCACUUUACAAAUACCCUGAUCUUUGCCAUAAUGGCAUCUGUAGUGUUUAUGGUGUGGACAACUAAGACAUUUAGAAUUGCAAAAUGUCAAUCAGAUUGGAUGGAACGCUGGGUUGAUGAUGCAUUUUGGAGCUUCCUUUUUUCCCUUAUCCUUAUUGUAAUAAUGUUUUUGUGGAGACCAUCAGCAAAUAAUCAGAGAUAUGCCUUCAUGCCCUUAAUAGAUGAUUCUGACGACGAAAUUGAAGAAUUCAUGGUAACAUCUGAAAAUUUAACUGAAGGAAUAAAAUUAAGAGUCUCAAAAACGGUUUCCAAUGGAACAGCUAAACCUGCUACUUCUGAUAAUUUUGAUGAAGAUUUGAAGUGGGUGGAAGAAAACAUUCCCUCUUCAUUCACAGAUGUAGCUCUUCCAGUAUUAGUGGAUUCAGAUGAGGAAAUUAUGACCAGAUCUGAAAUGGCAGAAAAAAUGUUCUCUUCAGAAAAAAUAAUGUGAUUGGAACCCACAUAAAUGAAGCUUACGUCACAGUGAAGGACUUCCUCAAGACUAAAAGAGAACUCUGUUUUGAUAUAGUACAAUAAGUUUUCAUUGCAUGAUCUUGGAAAUCUAUGUACUAAAAAUAAGAAUUCAGAUGGUGGGAGGGUUCUGCAGCCCUUAUUAAGCUGACUCUUGAAUGCCAGUUUAAUGUCCAUUAAAUUGCCUAGACUUGGCAAUGACCUGAGAGAAGUAUUAUAAUAAAGACAGGUGCCCAAAUGCCCUUAGCUGAUGGGUGGCAGGCGUGUGGGUUUGGGUUCUCUUUUUUUUUUCCUGGGAAAUAUGACAAUUUAAAACACUUUUUUUU
Lipotes vexillifer (Yangtze River dolphin) is the source of this 2019-nucleotide messenger RNA. RefSeq names its product transmembrane protein 87B (gene TMEM87B). Lineage: Eukaryota; Metazoa; Chordata; Mammalia; Artiodactyla; Lipotidae. Bases 9 to 1673 code for a protein of 554 amino acids. The transcript has 19 exons. The record is from RefSeq and is a predicted model, not a curated record. Gene Ontology annotation, cellular component: Golgi cisterna membrane; Golgi apparatus. Gene Ontology annotation, biological process: retrograde transport, endosome to Golgi.